AUGACUUCCUAUGAGUGGCAAGCCGGCCACGUAUACGGGGGGCACAUAAAGCCCAGAUAUAGCGCAAUUUCGUACACCUGGGGUCGCUAUCGACUGAACUCAGCCCUCGAGAGACCUCAUGUCAAGCCCAUCGAGCUCGAUGGGGUGGACUGGGAGAUCCCACGGAUUGAUGACUCUCAUUUCACUGUAGGGCAAUUUGAGGAACUCAUUCGUCGAAGUAUUGAGCCCACCUCUUACUCCGGUCACAAUCCUGCCUUCACCCCUUCUAAAAUCGAGUUCGUCUGGCUUGAUGUUGCUUGUAUUAAUCAAAUACCCAAUCAUCCUCAAAUGGCAGUCGAGAUAGGGCGCCAAGCACGAAUUUUCAGAAAGGCCAAACGUGUUAUCGUGUGGCUCAACCAAGCCACAUUGCAAGGCCUUGAGAGAGAGAUUAACGGCAUUGUUGCAGCUGCAGCAACUGCUGAGCCGCGCCUGACCCAGACUCUUCUCCCUGAGGAUCAAUGGACCAGCAUACCAGGAUCAAAGUUCAAGAUGACCCUGCUUAGAAAUGAACGAUGGCUAGCCUCAAUGAUAAAAGAAACCAAGGCAAAGAUCAAGGAAAAUUGGUUUGGAAUAGUGGCAAACACCCGUCGGAUGCUCCUCCAAGGUGAUGAGCAAUGGCUAGCCUCAGCACUAGAGAACAUUAGUUUGUUAACCGAAGAACGAUGGUUCAGCUCCUUGUGGACGCUACAGGAGGCCUUCCUCAGCCAGUGGGCUUAUGUAAUCUCUGGAGAAGUGGAAGCUCUUCGCGUUGGCUCUCCACAGCUCAGAGAUAUCUUCACGGCAUGCGAGACUCUCAGUGCUGUAUGCAAAAGAAGUGUAGCUUAUAAGCGGGCGCUGAGUCUGCCGACAGCAGAUACAGAAGUUCGCCUCAUCGACAUGAUUGAGCGGAGUGGUCUUGCGGCGCUUGCCAUGGAGAAUCCUAUGGCUCUUUACACUGUGGCAUCAAAUCGCCUGACUUCAAGACCCGUAGAUCGCGUUUACGGAAUCAUGCAAGUUUUUGAUUUUCAACUGGGCAUCUCAGCACCCCACGCAGACAAGGGGGCGAGCCCCAAUUUGCCAGAGCUGGAGUUACAGCUUGGACAGGAAUUACUUACGAAGUAUCCUAUUAUGAGCCAACUGCAUGUUCACACCCAGCCUGCAAGGCAAGGUCAGGCCUGGAGAGUCAGCAGUAACUCGAGAGUUCCUGAGCUGGCUUCCAAAGUAGGUUAUUUUGUCACUAGCAGCUUUCUAGGGGAUCACAAAUGUUUAUGCCAAUUCUCAUCUACAAAGGUUGAUGGCAACUCUUGUGCCUCAUUCGUAGGCAAGAUCUGCUCCUUCGAAAUUCUACAAAAAGCCUGGAGCUCCAUGGAUCGUCAUAUACUUCCUAGGAGGAGAACUGGGAAGAAGAGCACACAGCAGAUUAUAGUGGACUCAUCGGCGCUAUUGCCAUUUUCUCUUUUCACUGAUGACCCCACACAAGAUAUACCAAGAGAUGAACGACAGCAUAGACUGGCAGCCGAGUUGGUCACCCUUUGUUCCCGGCAAGGGCUUUCGAUAUAUGUCUUACUAUUAGGCCGUUUCAGCGACGACCAGCAUACUGAAGGUUGGUGGAAGCUGGCGGGAGGUAGUAACUCCGAGUUCAAUGGUGAUCGCUUCAAUAUUGGCUUGAUACUGAUCCAGAAAACGAAUGCAGAGGUGUGGAGUAGGUUGGGAAUCUGUAUCUGGGACCUUGGUCAGACAGCCUCCGGCCAGAAUUCUGCACUACAGAAUGACUUACUGGAGGGUAAUGCCAACGACUGGAAAUUGCUUUCAGGACUCUUUGAAUAG
Messenger RNA from Letharia lupina, 1845 nucleotides. RefSeq lists its product as uncharacterized. Bases 1 to 1845 code for a protein of 614 amino acids. NCBI's taxonomy places the organism in Eukaryota, Fungi, Ascomycota, Lecanoromycetes, Lecanorales, Parmeliaceae. The record is from RefSeq and is a predicted model, not a curated record. The transcript has a single exon.